Molecule: messenger RNA, 945 nt
Organism: Geodia barretti
Lineage: Eukaryota; Metazoa; Porifera; Demospongiae; Tetractinellida; Geodiidae
Source: the annotation of a GenBank genome assembly
AUGGCCGAGACAUCGACGACGCGCUCCUCGAACCCCCUGAAGGCGAAGCUGGCCCGGUACUUCAGGGCCCACGGCCAGUUUUGUGCCCGCCAUCCGUGGGAGGUGAUAGUAAGCGUCGUGACACUCACCGUGUGCAUGCUGUCUAUCGGCGUCCUGAGCGGAGGGAAGGUUGGAACGUUCUGUGGCCUCAAUAAGCAGUGCGAGGAAGAGGAAGAGGAAGAGACGUCGGAUGUGGUUCUCCUGGCGAUGAUCAACAGCCUGGCAGUCAUCUAUGUCUACAAUCAGUUCAGCAGUCUCAGGAAGGCAGGGUCCAAAUACCUCCUCAGUAUCGCUGGGCUGUUCACGAUCUUUGCCAGUUUUGUGUUUGGCAGCGGAGUGGUGAACCUGAUAGUGGACAAGAGGGCAUCUGGCAUCAGCGAGGCUCUGCCGUUUUUCCUGCUCCUCAUUGACCUGUCCAAGGCACGGGCUCUGGCCAGCUUUGCCUUCAGAUCAAGAAACAAAAACAUAGGUCGCGGUCUCUCGGUUCUCGGACCCAACAUGACGCUGGACACCCUGGUGGAGGGGCUCCUAAUAGGGAUAGGGACAAUAUCGGGCUCUCAGAGACUGGAGAUUGUCUGCUGGUUUGGCGCCAUGUCCAUCUUUGCCAACUUCGUGGUGUUCAUGACUUUCUUCCCGGCCUCUCUAUCUCUCGUCAUGGAGGUGUCACCUUACGAUCCAAACAGUACCACGUGGCAGCUGGACGAACUGGCGAGGGACAUGCAGGAGGAAGAGGCGCAGAAGAAGCCCAACCCAGUGGUCCAGAGAGUCAAGAUCAUCAUGGCUCUGGGACUCACUUUCGUCCACCUCCAUGGCUGGUUCCUCUCCGGGAUCACUGGACUCUCCUUCGGCCUGGCUCCCCACACAACUGGGGACGACCUCUCAACUGACGCAGCGGCUUCCCAGUGA